Molecule: messenger RNA, 573 nt
Organism: Naegleria gruberi
Lineage: Eukaryota; Heterolobosea; Eutetramitea; Acrasida; Naegleriidae
Exons: 1
Coding region: 1-573 (190 amino acids)
Source: RefSeq, a predicted model, not a curated record
AUGCAAAGAAAUCCUCAAUACCAAUCAGACAGAGACAAGAAAUAUCACCAUCUUGUUUCGAAUGCAUUUGAUUUUGAAACCUCACUAAUUUCACUACCAACCAUCUCAGCAAACUCUUGCAAAUAUUCCACCUCCUUUUUGCAGAAAAAUACAGUGGAAAAAUUGAAAGAAAUUGGAAAGAAGGAACAUAUCAAAUUAAGUAAGCUCACUAAGGAUGAAAUCAUCCAGAAGAUUCAAUUUAUUUGCAACUCCACAAAUGUCAAAUCACUUCAACUACAUGCUUUGCAUUCGUUUGAUCAGAAUCAAUUUAAUGCUACCUCUGCUAUCCAUCAUGACCAUUAUAGACGUACUUUUACUCUUGUCGACAUUCAAGAUAAGUACCAUUAUAAGGCUAGAUAUGCCUAUAUCAUCACUGAGUGGAGAACCAAAUUGAUGAUCAGUUUAUUGAAUGAUUUUUUUUAUAACUUGUUCGCUAUUAUGAAUGAAACUGUUCGAAUCAAGUAUUCAGACUUUAGAAAACUGCUGGCCGAAACCUUUCUCUCUAUGGGAAAGAAACUUCGCGCCAAAAAAUAA